AGUCAAUUCAUAUCCACAUUCCACACUAUUCUGCUCGUCUUGACUCCUCCGCCGCUUAUCGUCUUCGUCCUUUCACGUCUCCUCUCCAACAACAUUCAUACACCUGUAGAAGAAGAAAGCCCUAAAUCUCUUGCAACAAUGGCGCUUCCGUUUGCAGCACUUGCGAACGCUGGCUCCCUCUCAGUUCCGCGAAAUCUCGCACCAGUCAAGGUUUCAAGCUCUAUGUGCUCGUUCUCGAAGCUUCCGAGAUCCAACUCGGCCUCUUCGCUAUCUUCUUUCUCUUCAUCGGCCUUCAUCUCGGGCUCGUUGCGUCUCCAAAAAUUUCCCAGUUGCUCAGUUCAAGUUAAAUCCGCCCGUCCACUUCCUCCCGUUCAAGCAACUGCUCAGGUGGCUGAACCACAAUCAAAAGUGACAAGCCAAGUUUAUUUUGACAUAAGCAUUGGGAAUCCUGUGGGAAAGGCUGUUGGGAGAAUUGUGAUUGGAUUGUAUGGAGAUGAGGUGCCACAAACAGCUGAGAAUUUCCGUGCUCUAUGCACAGGAGAGAAAGGCUUUGGCUUCAAAGGCUCUAGUUUCCAUCGUGUUAUUAAGGACUUCAUGAUUCAAGGGGGUGACUUUGACAAAGGGAAUGGAACUGGUGGUAAGAGCAUAUAUGGUCGUACAUUUAAAGAUGAAAACUUCAAGUUGGUCCAUGCUGGACCUGGAGUUGUGAGCAUGGCAAAUGCAGGCCCCAACACAAAUGGAAGCCAGUUCUUCAUAUGCACUGUCAAGACACCAUGGCUGGAUAACAGGCAUGUCGUGUUUGGUCAAGUUAUUGAGGGCAUGGAUGUGGUGAAGCUAAUUGAAUCACAAGAGACAGACAGGGGUGAUCGUCCUAAGAACAGGGUUGUCAUCAGUGAUUGCGGUGAACUCCCAAUUGUCUAAGCAGGGCUUUUUUGUGUCCUUUUAGUUACUAUAGAGUACUACUGUUCCCAUCAAGAGUGUUGUGGGAAAUCUCAAGGCUUUUGUAUUCCAAGAAUGAUAUUUGUAGAAACUCUAUUUCCAGGUUUGUCUGAACUUUGAACUGGAAUUCUACAAUUUGUAUGGGUUGUAUCUGGGCCCAAUGAAUGAAAUUUGGACAAGACUUAGGCCCACUC
Messenger RNA from Ipomoea triloba (trilobed morning glory), 1133 nucleotides. Its product is annotated as photosynthetic NDH subunit of lumenal location 5, chloroplastic. Gene Ontology annotation, molecular function: peptidyl-prolyl cis-trans isomerase activity. Lineage: Eukaryota; Viridiplantae; Streptophyta; Magnoliopsida; Solanales; Convolvulaceae. Bases 139 to 921 code for a protein of 260 amino acids. The transcript has 7 exons. The record is from RefSeq and is a predicted model, not a curated record. Gene Ontology annotation, biological process: protein peptidyl-prolyl isomerization; protein folding.